Molecule: messenger RNA, 972 nt
Organism: Microsporum canis CBS 113480
Lineage: Eukaryota; Fungi; Ascomycota; Eurotiomycetes; Onygenales; Arthrodermataceae
Product: cell division control protein 2
Exons: 4
Coding region: 1-972 (323 amino acids)
Biological process (GO): regulation of G2/M transition of mitotic cell cycle; protein phosphorylation; G1/S transition of mitotic cell cycle
Cellular component (GO): cyclin-dependent protein kinase holoenzyme complex; cytoplasm; nucleus
Molecular function (GO): ATP binding; cyclin-dependent protein serine/threonine kinase activity; cyclin binding
Source: RefSeq, a predicted model, not a curated record
AUGGAGAACUACCAGAAGAUAGAAAAGAUUGGAGAGGGAACAUAUGGUGUUGUUUACAAGGCUCGAGACCUAUCCAACCAUGGCCGGAUCGUGGCUCUCAAGAAGAUCCGUCUAGAGGCCGAAGAUGAAGGUGUACCCAGCACCGCAAUCCGGGAGAUAUCUCUGCUCAAGGAGAUGCACGAUCCGAAUAUCGUCAGGCUUCUCAACAUCGUCCACGCAGACGGACAUAAGCUCUACCUCGUCUUCGAAUUCCUCGACCUCGACCUAAAGAAGUACAUGGAGGCUCUGCCUGUGAGUGAGGGAGGCCGCGGGAUAGCCUUGCCAGAUGGAUCACUGGAGAUGAGCAGGCUGGGGCUGGGCGAAGCAAUGGUGAAGAAGUUCAUGGCCCAGCUGGUGGAAGGUGUACGAUACUGUCAUACCCAUCGUGUGCUCCAUCGUGACCUGAAGCCUCAGAACUUGCUUAUUGACCGGGAAGGUAACCUUAAACUUGCUGACUUUGGCCUCGCCAGAGCCUUUGGUGUGCCUUUGCGAACGUAUACACAUGAGGUUGUCACGCUCUGGUACCGUGCCCCUGAGAUUCUCCUGGGUGGCCGUCAAUAUUCUACGGGUGUCGAUAUGUGGUCUAUCGGUGCCAUAUUUGCUGAAAUGUGUACCCGCCGGCCCCUCUUCCCUGGUGACUCAGAAAUCGACGAGAUAUUCAAGAUCUUCAAACUACGAGGCACGCCCAACGAACGUAUCUGGCCAGGUGUCACAUCUUUCCCUGACUUCAAGACAUCGUUCCCUAAGUGGAAACGAGAAGAUAUCCGCAAAUUAGUUCCCGGCCUAGAAAAGAACGGCCUUGCACUGCUAGAUGCGAUGCUCGAAUAUGAUCCCGCACGCCGUAUAUCGGCCAAACAAGCCUGCGUGCAUCCUUAUUUCCAGGCCUGUAGCUCUGCAUACUCAGGCCGUGGCCGAACACCGGUUUACCAAUGA